This is a messenger RNA of Bubalus bubalis (water buffalo), 1952 nucleotides long. RefSeq names its product phosphate cytidylyltransferase 2, ethanolamine (gene PCYT2). Gene Ontology annotation, cellular component: cytoplasm. The transcript is spliced from 14 exons. Gene Ontology annotation, molecular function: ethanolamine-phosphate cytidylyltransferase activity. NCBI's taxonomy places the organism in Eukaryota, Metazoa, Chordata, Mammalia, Artiodactyla, Bovidae. The coding region runs from base 93 to 1316 and encodes 407 amino acids. The record is from RefSeq and is a predicted model, not a curated record. Gene Ontology annotation, biological process: phosphatidylethanolamine biosynthetic process.
GUGAGGCCCGCGUGACGGCGCGUGCGUGCGCGGGCUGCGGCGGCUCGGAGUCGGGAGCCGGCUGCCCAGUGUCUCCCCGCCGCUACUGGGCCAUGAUCCGGAACGGGCACGGGGAGGCGGGCGGCGCCAAGCGGCCGGGCCCGAGGGCUAGGCGCGCCGUGCGGGUGUGGUGCGACGGCUGCUACGACAUGGUACAUUAUGGCCACUCCAACCAGCUGCGCCAGGCCCGGGCCAUGGGUGACCACCUCAUCGUGGGUGUGCACACUGAUGAGGAGAUCGCCAAGCACAAGGGGCCCCCGGUGUUCACUCAGGAGGAGAGGUACAAGAUGGUGCAGGCCAUCAAGUGGGUGGAUGAGGUGGUGCCGGCAGCCCCCUACGUCACCACACUGGAGACUCUGGACAAGUACAACUGUGACUUCUGCGUCCACGGCAAUGACAUCACGCUGACCGUAGAUGGCCGGGACACCUACGAGGAAGUGAAGCAGGCUGGAAGGUACAGAGAAUGCAAGCGCACCCAGGGGGUGUCCACCACAGACCUCGUUGGCCGCAUGCUGCUGGUAACCAAGGCCCAUCACAGCAGUCAGGAGAUGUCCUCCGAGUACCGGGAGUAUGCAGACAGCUUUGGCAAGCCCCCUCACCCGACACCCGCCGGGGAGACACUUUGCUCGGAAGGCUCCUCCCAGUGCCCCGGGGGGCGGAACCCCUGGACGGGGGUGUCCCAGUUUCUUCAGACAUCCCAGAAGAUCAUCCAGUUUGCUUCGGGAAAGGAGCCCCAGCCUGGGGAGACGGUCAUCUAUGUGGCUGGCGCCUUUGACCUGUUCCACAUUGGGCAUGUGGAUUUCCUGGAGAAGGUAUAUGGCCUGGCGGAGAGGCCCUACGUCAUCGCUGGCUUGCAUUUUGACCAGGAGGUCAACCACUACAAGGGGAAGAACUACCCCAUCAUGAACCUGCAUGAGCGGACCCUGAGUGUGCUGGCCUGCCGGUACGUGUCUGAAGUGGUGAUUGGGGCCCCGUACUCGGUCACAGCAGAGCUCCUGGACCACUUCAAGGUGGACCUGGUGUGUCACGGGAAGACGGAAGUCGUGCCUGACAAGGAUGGCUCUGACCCAUAUGAGGAGCCCAAAAGGAGGGGCAUUUUCUGCCAGGUUGACAGUGGGAAUGACCUCACCACAGACCUCAUUGUCCAGCGCAUCAUCAAGAACAGGCUGGAAUACGAGGCCCGGAACCAGAAGAAGGAAGCCAAGGAGCUGGCCUUUCAGGAGGCCAUGAGGCGGCAGGAAGCACAGCCCGAAAGGGAGAUUGACUGUGACUUCUGAUGACAGGUGGGAGGAUGCCAGGGGCCCUCUGAGGGGCUGGCCCUCUCUCAACCCUGCCUUGAGAGCUUGGCUCAGUUUUUAACAAAGCUGCAGUGCCCUCUUCUCCAAUCACCCACCACAGAAGGGCUGGUGUGGAGGACAUGGCCUGUCACCCUGCUCGCAAGGUGCCUGUCUUGCAGCAGGCCAUCCUGCCCUUCCUGCUGAGUUGCACAGAGAGGGCUUCCAGCACAGUGGAGCAGCCCAGCCUGCAGGAUGGGCAGGGGGCACCUUCGACCAGAGGGGUGCCACCCUACGUGCCAUGGAAGACCCAGCUUUCAUCCUCUCAGCCCUGCUGCUGCUCACCAUCUGCCCCCCGGGAAGCUCCUAUACGCCUUCCACUGCCCAGCUCGAGGCAGCCUUCCCACUUGCCUUGCCUCAGUUCAAACAAGCCUCAGGGAGCAGUGACCCAGGGGGUUGCCCCCUUUCUUCCUCGGGGUGCAGACCAGGCCACCUCCCACAUGGGUGGCCUCUGCCCUGGGGCCCGGGGCCCAGACGCUGCACCCGUUUUCCUGGACCAGACUCCCCAGAGACUGUUCUUGGUUUUGUACCUGACUGGCAGGUGUGCAACCAAAUAAACCUGCUGGGAGGGGCUCUGCA